Molecule: messenger RNA, 4629 nt
Organism: Hippoglossus stenolepis (Pacific halibut)
Lineage: Eukaryota; Metazoa; Chordata; Actinopteri; Pleuronectiformes; Pleuronectidae
Gene: nr2f6a
Product: nuclear receptor subfamily 2, group F, member 6a
Exons: 6
Coding region: 1353-2570 (405 amino acids)
Biological process (GO): negative regulation of transcription by RNA polymerase II; cell differentiation; anatomical structure development
Molecular function (GO): RNA polymerase II cis-regulatory region sequence-specific DNA binding; zinc ion binding; nuclear receptor activity
Source: RefSeq, a predicted model, not a curated record
CACACACACACACAAAUAGGUUAGAGGAAAACAGGCAGGAGGAGAAAAGAGGAACGAGGAGGGGGAAAAAAAAGAGCAAAUGCUGAGAAAUCCAGCCAGUCUCCGGCUCUGGCCAUUUUCUUGAAUCAGAAUUUGAUUUGUGGACUUAGAAGCUGGAAGGGGAGAGAGAGAGAGGGGGAAGAGGAGCACCCAUCCUUUCCCACCCCCACCUCCUGUUCGCCUGAGCCAAAGGGAAAGGCUACACACACACACACAGACACACACACAGGGACGGAAAGCAGCACACAGGGCUAGGCCGCAAGUCAUUAGUUCUUGGUGGGCAAGCAUUGACAAAAGGUUGGAGGGAGAAGCCUGCAUGAGUGCCUGGAGAGGAACCACAGGAACCAUGGAGGGCUGAGCAGGCGGACACUCUUCAGCUUUAUUUCUUUUUUUUUAAAUUUCCUGAAAAGGAAGCAGCACAGAGGAUACUGUCACAGCCGAGCACUCGUGCUACAACUGGCGGUGAAGAGAGAGCACUUCCUUGUGUUGGGGGAUCUACUUGCGUUGUGUAUUUUGGUCCACGUCGCCUCGACUGCUGCUGCUGCUGCAGCUGGCUGUGCCUUGAAGGAGCCCACUGCCCCCAUGAAAGUGAUGUUGUUGUUGUGUGGCCGUCAGGUUGAAUUUGCUUGAGCUGGUGUCUUCAUUGUGGGUCAAAAUGCUGCAGCUGCCGCUGAGAGGAUUACAGCAAGAGAGGAGGCGAGCUGUGUCUGUCCUCUCUGCCUCGCUGGAUGGAAGGAAGAUCUAGAGCGAGAGGAGGAUUUAUUUUCCAGCGAGGGAAGCCGGAGACGCUGCACAUUCAUGUACUGACCCUGAGGUUCCUCGUCUGAGGGCGUUUGAGCGGCCAGCCUUCUCUUCAACCAUCUCAGGGAAGAAAGGAGAAGGACACCACACGCAGUGGUGGAGUUGGAUAAGAAGAAAAAGAAGAAAAGGACAGAGUUGGACUGGAAAAAAUCCACACAGGCAGGCAGAACUAAAAGUUGCCACAGUGAGGACUGUUUCCAGGUCAUAGUGAAGUGGGAGGAGACUCGACUGCUCUUGUUUUUUUCUGCCAAACACCCUCCUCCUCAAUACCAGAGUCUUCCCUCCUUAAAUCUGCCUGUUCAGUCUGAGGACUGGUUUCCCCCUCAGUUUAUCCUCCGACAUAACUAACCAGCCAAUGAGAGCACAGCCACGCUGAUAAGACUGAUAGUCUCCAGGUGAAGGCAACACACACACAUUCAGGACUUCUUGUGUCUCUAGAUAUUUAUGUUACCUUGACAGCACCCAGGAAUCUUGGCUGCCUGUUUCCCCUGCGCUGGUUCGGUAACCAAGCGAUGGCCAUGGUGAGUGGGGGCUGGGGAGAUCCCAACGGGGGCACCAACGGGCUGGGGGACAAGAGCUACCUGAGGGGGGAGGAGGAGGACGGCUCCCCGCAGGCGGGAGGCAGCGACAUGGAGGCCGGGGACGACGACAAGGCGUGCGUGGUGGACUGCGUGGUGUGCGGGGACAAGUCCAGCGGCAAACACUACGGCGUGUUCACGUGCGAGGGCUGCAAGAGCUUCUUCAAGAGGAGCGUGAGACGCAACCUGAGCUACACCUGCAGGUCGAACAGAGAGUGUCAGAUUGACCAGCACCACAGGAACCAGUGCCAGUACUGUCGCCUGAAGAAGUGUUUCCGUGUUGGCAUGCGCAAAGAAGCAGUUCAACGCGGUCGCAUCCCACCUCAGCCGAGCCUCAGCCCCUCCAUCACACCCCUAGGGGGUGCCGGCGGCCUUGGCGGUGGUGAGUUUUACAACAACAACAAUGGAGGAAGUGGCGGAGGUCAGCCGGUGUCAGAGCUCAUCUCUCAGCUGCUGCGAGCUGAGCCAUAUCCCAGCAGUCGGUUUGGGCACCAGUACAACCAACAGGCCGGUCCAGAUAACGCCAUGGGGAUCGACAAUAUCUGUGAACUGGCUGCUCGGCUACUCUUCAGCACCGUGGAGUGGGCCAGAAGCAUCCCUUAUUUCCCUGAGCUGCCUGUUUCAGACCAGGUGGCCCUGCUGAGGCUGAGCUGGAGCGAGCUGUUCAUCCUCAACGCCGCCCAGUCGGCUCUGCCGCUCCACAUGGCUCCCCUGUUGGCGGCGGCCGGCUUCCACUCCUCGCCCAUGUCCGCUGAGCGCGUGGUGUCCUUCAUGGACCAGGUGAGGGUGUUCCAGGACCAGGUGGACAAGCUGACCAGGCUGCAGGUGGACUCCGCUGAGUACAGCUGUCUCAAGGCCAUCGCUCUCUUCUCACCAGAUGCCUGUGGUCUGACAGACCCCGUCCACGUGGAGUCUCUGCAGGAGAAGGCUCAGGUGGCUUUGACGGAGUACGAGAGGAUGCAGUACCCGAGUCAGCCACAGCGUUUCGGCCGCCUGCUCCUGCGCCUCCCCGCCCUGCGCGCCGUUCCCGCCAGCCUCAUCUCCCAGCUCUUUUUCAUGCGCCUGGUAGGAAAGACACCCAUCGAGACGCUGAUCCGUGACAUGCAGCUCUCCGGAAGCUCUAUCAGCUGGCCCUAUGUCCCAGGACAGUAGCGUCCCGCUCACCCUCCCGAUGGACGAGGUCUCCCUUUGGGAUUAAUGACGACAAGGACCCACAGGAAACCUCCUGACUCAUCACUAUCCAUCUGUGUGGUUAACAAACUGCAGUGCCAGCUGGCCUUCACACAUACUGUACUGUAACUGCUCUAUUCCCCCCUCCCCUUAUGAAACAAGCCCUCUGUCUCCACCCGGGCCACCAGAGAAGCACACGGGAGCCAGUGCCAGGCUGGAUCUGACUUGUUGCCAAACUGGUUGUUUCGGUGCCAGGUCUCAGGCCAGCGAACAGCUCCUCAUGCUGCGCUCCGAUAUGGCCUCCACAGCCAGUCAUGUCACCACCCACCCACCAUAGCGACUAAAGACGCUGCAGUUGUCAUGUAGAGGGCAGCACCACCCUGCUACAAACACGUCCUGAGUACAAAACUGCCCCGCCACUAAACGUCAGCAGUCGGCUCAUUUUCCAUGACUCACCAUUUGUGAAACAGUGAUGUUUUUAAUCACGACAUUACGAUCCUGAUCAUACUGACUCUUAAUGGAACAGUUAAAUGUAUCAGAAAGCCGUGGUUGUGCUAUGAACAUGAAUAUAAGACACAGUACGGGCCUUGCUGUUGAAAGGAGGAUUCUGAAUCCAUCGCUCUCUUACCUCAGUGCUGGAGGAGGAAGCCGACGAACUGCUCAGAAGAAUCGGAAACUUAAAUACAAAACCAAGGAAAAACUCACCAAAGUCUAAGUAGAAAAGUUACUACAGAAAGCAGAGUGAGAGAAAUAGAGAUGAUGGGACUGUUGUGACCGCCUCACCAUCCAGUGAACCAUGCAUUUAACUUCAUUCACAGGGCUCACUGUCGCUGUACGAUGUUAAGAACGAAAAGCCACAGUAACACGAGAACGGACUAAUACCUCACUAGACAUCAGAAUGCUUUCGUCUGAUAUUUGCUAAACACAAACCUCUGUAAAUGUCGUUCACCAGAAACCGCCUUCUUUUUUGACAACUGCCUUGUUAUUCAGUCUGAAUUUGGGACAGCGACAAAACAUUAAAUGAGUCCUACGAGUGUUACAAACAUUCGUCUCGUACCUUUAAAGAAAGAAAAAGCCCCAAAGUGAUUUUCAUUUGUGUUUUGAAUAUGAGUUCGACCGAGUUCAGCUAUGACAUUUUUUUUUUUUCUAGAGAAACAUCAGGCUGACGUACAAAUUUAAGUUCCAGUACGUUAAGGAAAUCAAGAUGAGUUCAACAAAUAACGCUGGUGAUUAGAGAGUUUAUAACCAACGCAAUCAGUCAACCAGUGCUGUUUCUGGAGGCAUUGAUCCCCUUGAGAAAUGUAUUGAAAUGUGUGUGUGUGUAUAUAUAUUACAGCCAGCUUUGUCCUCUUGCAUGUUCAAAUGUUGUUUUGGAUCUCUGCUAAGUUGAGACUUUCCUUCUUUUACAUUCUGUAAUUCAAGAUUCAUUUUAAAGUGUUGCUUUCUCUGUUAGUUCCUAAACGUUAUUUUUAUUUUUUUUUUCUAUAUGUAUUUACAUGAAAAAUACCUCUGUUCAGAUGUCAACACGGACGCUGACCGUCAUGCCAUUGUCCCAGCGGCUGUGACGUAGACAUGAUCUCAUAUCUAAGACACCGGAGUCGAAGCUGCAGUGAGUGACGACGUUGCGAUGAGUGACGGUGCACUUUGAGGAUAUUCAAUGCCAAAAUAUAUCACACAGUCUGUGACGAGUUAAGAGAAGACGGGGCUACCGAUUUUGCCGGUCCACAUGGAUUUUUACCUCAGUUUACGAAGUCACUUGUUGAUUUUAACCAAAUAAAAUCAACUCUAAAUAGAACCGUGUUUCAGCAUUUACAUGAAAAUGAACAGAUUGGACGUCUUGAUCUGCCGCCGUUCUUUCUGAAAGUUAUUUGGGUGUUCUUCAUUUUAGGCAGCGAUUCACACAAACACAUGUCGUAGAGAAGAGAGAGAAAAAACAAAAUAAAUAUGCUAUUAAUGUUUUCUUAUCUUUGUGUUACUGAGUUCUUGAGUUUUAAAAAUUUCCUGUGUAUGGCAAUGUUAUUAAAAAAAAAUCAAAAGAUGA